This is a messenger RNA of Haliotis rufescens (red abalone), 5498 nucleotides long. RefSeq lists its product as uncharacterized. Bases 1 to 4659 code for a protein of 1552 amino acids. Lineage: Eukaryota; Metazoa; Mollusca; Gastropoda; Lepetellida; Haliotidae. Gene Ontology annotation, cellular component: cytoplasm. Gene Ontology annotation, molecular function: protein binding. The transcript has 6 exons. The record is from RefSeq and is a predicted model, not a curated record.
AUGGAUGAUAGUGACACAGAGUGUGGAGGAUGUACACCAGCAGAGUGCCCUGGGAGCCAAAAUGAUGGGAACACGUCAUCAGACGGGGAAAACAUUGACCUUGCAGGUAUUGCCACGGACAACCCUCAAGGAACAACUGAAGGAGCAGGCAGUACUGCGGAGGAUGCAGAAAAUAAAGAUGUUGAUGACGAGACUGCUGACGAAUGCUUGAUGGAUGACAUCACAGAUGAGGAAGAGGGGGAAGGAAUAGAAGACUUGUCACAGCUUGGAGCAGGUAGUGUAGCGGUCAAACUCCAGACUGUUCAACAAGAGUCGUACCAACUUGUAGAGAAAGAUACCACGACACUAGCACAACACAUUGUGGGAUGUUGUCAACAACCACAGGGAGAAAUAGCGUCAACACCACAGCAGGGGACACAACUCCAACCAGCUUCAGAUAGUGAUGUUGAUCAGACAACAAGCCAGGCACAAUUGUCCUCAACUACAUCUUGUGUAGUUGCUCACACAACCAGUCCACAGGACCCGACAACAGCAGCCAUGACACCAGCGUCCACAUCAUCCCUUCUACCCAGAAUACCAGGAUCUGUUGUAUCAGAGAUACAGUCAUCCGGGCUACCUGUGGUACCAGUGACUGGUGAUUCUUCUGUAGGUUUUCCACUUUUGAGAACAACCGAAACAAGAAAGUCACCAUUUACGAAAAUAAGAAGAGGUUAUCACGCGAGUGUGUUUGAGGAUGUCGCCCAGUACAACCUUAUCCAAGUACGGCAGCAGUUUGGAGAUGUGACAGUCCAGGGCGCCAAGAAUCUGAACAUUGGCGGAACGCAGAACAUUGGUACACCUCAGACCAACCCAGAGGAAGAGGAGAAGCCACUGACUGCUGCACAGAAGAUCAGGAAAAGAACGGAAUCUAGGAUUCAGUCAAUGACUAAAGACAUGGUGGAGACAGAAGCCCUCCAGAUAGUGACGGAGAAGCUGGACAGAGGAGCAACGUGGGUGACAAUUAAAGGAAGGCCAGGAGAGGGGAAGUCUACAAUAGCCUACAUGGCCCUCAAAGAUCAGCAUACUCAGGGGAGACAAGUGUAUCAGGUGGUGUCACCAGAAGAGUUCAAUGAGGUCAUAACGGCCAGCACAAACCCUGUCAUUAUGUUAGAUGACAUAUUUGGUGAUCUAGAAUUUGAUGUAGCAGAAUGGGCCAAGUGGAGGCCAAGUCUACGACCUUUUGUGGAUAUGAAGGAUACAGACAAAACCACUGAAAAAGACUCUAUAGAUAAAUCCACUAAAAGCAAAAAAGAGAGAACAAAGGAUGAGCAAACAAUUCUAAAGAGAACAGCACCAAACAAAGGCAAAACGAUCAUUAUCCUCAUAGGCCGUGACUAUGUGCUGAAAUCCUCACUGGCAGACUUGGGAAGGGUGGCAGAUUACAUAUCUAGUCCCCAGUAUGUGGUGGAAGUUUCCUCGCAGAGAGACUCUAAUGAACGAAGGAAAAUAUGGCAUGUUCAUGCCAAAACAAAAAACAUAGACUUUGAUGAGUCAACCGUGUCUCGGAUAUGUCAAACUGACUGUCCACACGGCUUUCCCCACGUGUGUAAAAUGUUUGUCACAACAUAUGAAAAGGAUCAGACUCAGCUUCCAGUAGAUAAGUUUUUUCAAGCGCCUCUAGCAUUCCUCAAACAGACCCUAGAUAAAUUCCUUAAAGAUGAGAUAAAGGUUUCCCUGUUCAAGGCUAUGAUUAAAAGUGAUGGAAAGAUUAGUGGACAAGAGUUGGAAGAGCAGGAUGCCCAUGGAUACAAAUACAUAACAGCUGCUGAUGAUUUAGUUGGAUCUUACCUCAAGAAGGAAGAUGACACAUACAUGUUUGACCAUCCCUCUCUAUAUGACUGUGUCGCUUUAAUUCUCAGUACAAAACAAUCAAAGUUUGUCAUCGAUUUUUGUAGUUUGUCAUUCAUCCAUCAGCGACUUCGUCUUAAAGCCUCCACAAGACCAGGGGAAAACGUUCCUGGUGAGACAGAUCUUGUUGCAAACAUCUCAUGGAACUAUGCUAAACAUCUAGCAAGAAGAUUUGCAACUGAAAUUUCAAGGAGCAAUUUGUUGCAUGUCUUAUCGCACCAGGCAUGUUGUAAUCCAGAGUUUAUUGACUUGCUAAUGGUCUGCCUGAAGACACAGUGUCACAUGUCUGUUUCUGAUAUUCUCAAACUAGCUGAUAACUCUUCAAAACAGACAUUUUGUGAAUUAAUUUCUAGCAGCAAGUCACAUCAUCUCAUCAAAUUUAUUAUUGAGAAAGAACACAGAACAUUCAGCCAGCGUGAACUGAGAUACAUUUUACUUGGGGUGUGCAUGAAUGCUGCUUGCAGUGUACUGACCUAUAUCAGUGAACACCAUCAGCUUGAGAUAGAUGCUAGAUAUGUUUGGGGAUGGAAAACACCGCUUAUGUUAGCAGCAGAAACCAAAGACACUGUGUUCGUUAAUCAAAUUCUGGCCCUUAAGCCUAACCUGAAUGCAAGAGACAAUCACGGUCAAACUGUCCUUCAAUACCUUUGCGCAUAUGGCCUUACAUCAGCUGUGAAACAUGCAAUUAACAUGGGCGUGGAUGUUAAUGAGCAGAAUGUACCAUUUUUUGGUCCUUACCCGCAAACCCCUCUGUAUCGUGCCAUAACAAAUGGUCAUGUUGAGGUGGUGGGACUGCUGCUGCAAAAAGGAUGUGAUAUAGAUAAACAGAGAGGUCUUAAAUGUGCAUUGAAGAGCCAGAACACGCAUAUGACGCGUUUUCUUUUAGACAGAGGAGCACAGGUUGGUGGUGAUGCUUUGCACACUGCUUGUCUGUUGAACAAUUUGUCUAUCAUCAAGAUGUUGUUUGAGGAGGGUGCUAAAGUUGACAUGAUUUCAUCUGCAGGGGAUACUCCUCUUCACGGUGCAUGUGACACUAAUGUUGUCUCGUUUUUGUUGGAGAACGGAGCUAACGUGAAUGUCAUGAAUAAAAGGGGUGAGACACCACUUCAUGGAGCAGCAAGGAAUGGAUAUACAGAGUGUGUUGAUCUGUUACUGAAGGCUGGAGCUAAUGUGAAUGUACAGAAUAAUGCAGGUGACACACCACUUCAUAACGCAGCAGCAGCAGCAGAAGGCUUGGGAUCUGCAGGGUGUGUUAAUGUGUUACUGAAGGCUGGAGCUAAUGUGAAUUUACAGAACAAAACAGGUGAUACACCACUUCAAAAAGCAGCAGCAAGGAAUAGAUCUACAGAGUGUGUGGAUGUGUUACUGAAGGCUGGAGCUUAUGUGAAUGUACAAAACAAUACAGGUGUCACACCACUUCAUACAGCAGCAGGAAAGGCAUGGUAUGGAUUUAUAGGGUGUGUUGAUGCGUUACUGAAGGCUGGAGCUAAUGUGAAUGUACAGACCAAAACAGGGUACACACCACUUUAUGCAGCAGCAGCAACGGCAGCAAUAAAUGGAUCUACACAGUGUGUUGAGGUGUUACUGAAGGCUGGAGCUAAUGUGAAUGUACAGAACAAUACAAGUGAAACACCACUUUAUGCAGCAGCAUGGUGUGGAUAUACAGCGUGUGUUGAUGUGUUACUGAAGGCUGGAGCUGAUGUGAAUGUACAGAAUAAUACAGGUGACACACCACUUCAUAAAGUAGUAGCAGUAGUAGCAACAAGGGGUGGAUCUACAGAGUGUGUUGAUAAAGCAGUAGCAGUAGUAGCAGCAAGUGUUGGAUCUACAGAGUGUGUUGAUGUGUUACUGAAGGCUGGAGCAAAUAUGAAUGUAAAGAAUAAUACAGGUGACACACCACUUCAUAAAGCAGUAGCAGCAGGAGCAGCAGCAUGGAAUGGAUCUACAGAGUGUGUUGAUGUGUUACUGAAGGCUGGACCUGAUGUGAAUGUCCAGAAUAAUGCAGGUGACACACCACUUCAUAAAGCAGCAGCAGCAACAAGGGAUCGAUCUGCAGAGUGUGUUGAUGUGUUACUGAAGGCUGGAGCUGAUACGAAUGUACAGAAUAAUACAGGUGACACACCACUUCAUACAGCAGCAGUUGCAGCAGCGAGAUAUGGAUCUACAGGGAGUGUUGAUGCGUUACUAAAGGCUGGAGCUUCUGUGAAUGUACAGAACAAUACAGGUGACACACCACUUCAUAAAGCAGCAUGGUAUGGAUCAACAGAGUGUGUUGGUGCGUUACUGAAGGCUGGAGCUAUUGUGAAUGCACAGAACAAUACAGGUGACACACCACUUCAUACAGCAGCAGCAGCAGCAGCAGGGGAUGGAUCUACAGGGAGUAUUGAUGCGUUACUGAAGGCUGGAGCUUAUGUGAAUGUACAGAAUAAUACAGGGAACACACCACUUCAUAAAGCAGCAGGAGCAGCAAGGUAUGGAUCUACUGGGAGUGUUGAUGUGUUACUGAAGGCUGGAGCUUAUGUGAAUGUACAGAACAAUACAGGUGACACACCACUUCAUACAGCAGCAUGGCAUGGGUCAACAGAGAGGGUUGGUGCGUUACUGAAGGCUGGAGCUAGUGUAAAUGUACAGAACAAUAUAGGUGACACACCACUCCAUGCAGCAGCAGCAGCAGAAGGGUGGAGAUCUACAGAGUGUGUUAAUGUGUUACUGACAGCUGGAGCUGAUGUGAAUUUACAGAACAGUACGGGUCACGCACCAGUAUUUCAUUGACCAGGACAUCCAAAACCUUAUUAGAGAUAUGCCACUGUUAUUAGAAAUAAUUGGUAAUAAUAUAUAUUAUUCCAGUGUCAUUGCUGAGCGAAGGUUAUGGAUGUCGUACAGUUGGUGACAUUAGCAAGCUCUUCUCCCUUAUUCCUUUGUCUCACUUCGUUACUGUUGGUGUGAGGGGUUUGUGCCGUUGAUGGAUGGUUUUUUUUGGUUUAACACCGCACUCAGCAAUAUCCAAGCUUUUUGAUGGCUGUCUGUAAAUAAUCGAGACUUGAUCAGACAUUAUAGUGAUUGACAUCAUGAGCAUCGAUCUUCGCAACGGGCGAUCUUGUUUAAUUCAUCUUCCCUUCACUCACCCGGCUGGUGCACUGACUUGGACGGUCCAACCUUAAACUGACGGCGUAUGUGGUACGAGCAGUACAUGUUAAUAUCACACCUGUAGACAGUUGACCAGUAUAGCCUUCAUCUCUAGCGGCAACGGUCACGCUGGUGAAAAGACAGUAUUUCUUUUCGCCUAAACAAAGAUCUAUAGUCAUGUCCGGAAAUAGAUGUUCACGAUUCACCGGUACAUUAGGGAUGAUCAAGACUGGUUAUAUCAUAUAGUUAACCACUAUCAGAGAUCAGCUGAUCGUUCAUUCCACGUCGCUUUGUUGGUGCUUUUCAAUCGGUACUGAAAGUGAUUGCCUUUGAUGUUUGAAUAUCACACUUUUAAAAUUGAAGUAGAUUUUCAUUGUAAGCAUACCCAUAUCUAUGUUGUAGUAUCGCCAAUCACGCUACACCAUAUGCAUGCAUUUCAGUACAGUGGUAAGGUGAUGGGGAACGCGAAAAUCAAAAUUCAUCUA